Messenger RNA from Tilletiaria anomala UBC 951, 2718 nucleotides. RefSeq lists its product as uncharacterized. The coding region runs from base 356 to 2479 and encodes 707 amino acids. The transcript has a single exon. NCBI's taxonomy places the organism in Eukaryota, Fungi, Basidiomycota, Exobasidiomycetes, Georgefischeriales, Tilletiariaceae. The record is from RefSeq and is a predicted model, not a curated record.
CUCUGGGUGAUGAGCGAACGACUCUCUAAAGAGGCUGAUGAGGAUGACGAAGGGGAGAGAUGGUUGGACAGCAGAUAUAGUGAGAGACAGAGACGGCGUGUGCCUGUUGUGCGUUGACUCGCGUGCGAAAUGGACGAGCACAACAGCACCAACCAACACUCUUUUGGGCUUCGAAACCCACCACGUAUGUAUGCCUCAACGGCUGCUGGAUUGUCCGUCAACCGCCAAUGCACCCAGCACCAACCACUGCAAAACCCCUCUCCAUCAUGCCUGACUGCCUCUGAUAGUACACCGUCGAACCAUCCGGGCCUUCCGCCCAUAGCUUCUUCCUCCUUGCUUGAAUUGAUUUACCCAAAUGAUGAGCUUCACCUCCUUCCUCUCCCCACCGCCUCUUUCUCCUCCUGCAAUCUUCCCCCUUCAUCUGGUCAGGCAGGCCUGCCAGCCUGCUUCAUCCUGCCCCUCCUUCCCUCCCCGUCCUUCUCCUGCUCUCCUGCCCUCCCAGUUUCCUCCGUCGCCCUCGUCUCUCGCUCAUCCCCCGCCGCUGGUCGGCACGCUCCAUUCAUCUCCACCCCACACUCCUUUGGGCAGCUUCGUAUUGACAUUCCAACCGUACAAAAGGCACACAGGAAAUACACACCCCUACACGAUGACACUUGACAAUUUGACCGUCAGCCCCGUGGCCGCUCUGGUCAGCCGCCUGCAGCAGGCAGCCAGCAGUCAGUCGUUCGGCAACACAUCGAGCAGCGUGGCGUCCUUACUGGUUGCAGCCAAGCCACAGCCGGCCGCAGCACUUAUGCUGUCUGUCGCCAUUGCUUUCACCUUGACAGCGCUUACUAUGCUGCUCGCGCUGUUCGAGAUGGGUCGUUGCAUCUAUUCGCUCGCCACCUCACAGGCGCAGCUGCGAGGCCUCGCCAAGCUCAAGAUCUGGCUGAGAUCAUGGAGAUGGAUCUAUGCCUUGCUACUGCUCAUAGCAUCCGUGGUGGAAGCGGUCUACUUGAUCCUCUACCUCGAGACCCGUAGAGGGGUUGUUGGACGGCAAGCUCCUAUGGACCUAUCGGUCAUCGCCUUUGGGUUCUACUCGACCGCUGCCGCUUUCAUUGUUAUCAUGAUUGGCACCGGCGUCGCCUCCGACUCGCCUGCGCCCGCCUCUGUCCUCUCUGUCAGUGCCAGAGCUCGACGCGUGCUCUGUACGGCCACUGGCUCGCUGUCCUGCUGUCUAUCCCUCGGUUGGGGUGCUUGGGUGCUCGUGAACUAUGGAGCUGCUGCUCGGCAGCUUGAUGGCGCCCUUUCUACUCUGAUCCUAAACCAGGGCGAAUGCGACGAAGACGAUGCAGAUUGUGGUGCGAACACCCUGACGCAACGCUUAUCCUCCGAGUUGAAAAGUCUGGGCACAAUCGACGCAUUCAAAGGGAUCUCGCUUCUCAUCCUCGGAGUGCUCAUCCUGUGGACGAGCUACGAACUCCUAGUCAUUCGACACCAAGAAGCCUUGGCCGAGAAAGCUGCCUGCUCCACAUGGGCAGCCACUGUGCAAGAGAAGAGCUACAAUGGUAGGAGUUUCAGAAGUCGCACCUCUGCCACUGGAAGCACGUUCAAGGCAAAAAGACGCUCGUCGGGCCCCCAAAAGCUUGAAGACGUCCCCGUACUGUGCAGACAGGCGUCGACUGCUUCCACUUCAAGCUCCUGGUACUCGUCGGUCGAUUCUGAAGCGAUGAAGGCCCCACCAUCGUAUACAGCUCGUUCACGACUUCACACUGCCGCUGGGUUCAAUACCGAUGAGGAAGAGGACGACGAAACUGCAAGCACACCUGGUGCCUACCGAGCCAGGGUGAAGGGUCGCAAGCUGGACACGAGUGCUGAAUUUGGUGCCGAGCUGCAGCGCAAAUUCGGUACCACCAGCGCCACUGGCAAGACCAGCGUCGGCUAUUUCAACCAUCACGACAUCGCUCUGUCCGAUGGAGCCUCCGACAACAGGUCAUCCUCCUCCGUUUCAGAUGGUGGGAACAUGACCCGACACUCGUCCGUUCUGCCCACCAGGGACGGACCGAUGACGCCAAGCUUGUCACAAAUACCCAAGCUUGCAGGUUACGUCAAGAGCUCGCGCUACUCUGGCAGCAGCGCAAGCGUUCCCUCUUACACCAGCCAGAUGAGCGUGGACACAGCUUCAGCUCUCGCGGCCAAGGAGGCUGAAGUGAAUGACCGCCUCGCCGCAGAGACGCGCGGCAUUCGCUGGGCAGCUGCUCUCGCGCUCAUAUGCGUGCUGCUCUACAGCGUUAUUAUCGUGCUGAAGGCGUGCAUCGGCCCGGAAGUCGACCUGGGCGAUCGACCCGGAUUCGAGCUCGUCUCGGUCGUGUGGCAGGCAGUCGUAUCUAACAUGCACUUGCCGAUACUUGCGAUCCUGAUGAGCCGCGGUAUCGGCUUUAUCAGAUCCUCCUCAUCCGCGAGCAUGUCGCUGAAAGACGAAGCGUCACUCAAAGCGUAGAGUAGUCACGGGCAAGUCAAUAUAGAGAGAUGUGUACAAUUGGCCGAUUCGCAUGUCUCCUACAGCUUCUGUGCUUGAUAGCUCUGGCGUUCUAGAUAGUCGACUAUGCGCUGGGCUUCCCGCUCACCGCUUACAAUUGCGCCAGCGAUUGAGCCACGGUCUGCAUUUAACGAGGGUUGGGAUGUCAAUCGCGAAGGUGGACAUGCUGCAUGAGUACUCACGAUCCAUUUCAGUGUGUU